Messenger RNA from Vanessa tameamea, 4462 nucleotides. It is a transcript of the gene crp, whose product is annotated as transcription factor AP-4. Gene Ontology annotation, molecular function: RNA polymerase II cis-regulatory region sequence-specific DNA binding; protein dimerization activity; DNA-binding transcription factor activity, RNA polymerase II-specific. The transcript has 3 exons. Gene Ontology annotation, biological process: regulation of transcription by RNA polymerase II. Gene Ontology annotation, cellular component: nucleus. NCBI's taxonomy places the organism in Eukaryota, Metazoa, Arthropoda, Insecta, Lepidoptera, Nymphalidae. Bases 440 to 1312 code for a protein of 290 amino acids. The record is from RefSeq and is a predicted model, not a curated record.
UGAUACAUCGGCCAUCGAUAUGUCGCGUUGCUCGUGUUGCCCUUGAGUCCAUCCAUAAAAUUACUGUUUUUUUUUUAAAAAUCGUAAUAAUCUAGACAAAGUUUGAUUGAAUAGAUUUUGUUUAACAGUAACAAGUGUUUUCAUGUGAUUGACGUGGUUAUAAUUGUUGUGAAGUGCUGAAAUCGUAUAGCGUCACCUGACUAAGCUCAUUGUCAUUUCCCGCCAUUGUGGUUGCUAAAACUAAUUUCGAUUUUCUGCUAUCUUAGAACAGUUUAGAUGCAGAAUCAUUAAUUUGUGUUAUUUAGUGGCUGAGUUAUGUCAUUGCACGGUAAUGACGUUUGUUUAUUAGAAAUAGAAGACUAUAACUUAUACGAAGAAGAAGCAUCUGAUCACGCUAGUUCAAGGUAGUGAAAAAAAUUCUUCACCGGGAAGUAAAACUAUGGAGGCGGAAAAGAGGAUUCGGCGUGAAAUUGCUAAUAGCAAUGAACGUAGAAGAAUGCAGAGUAUAAAUGCAGGCUUUCAAGCUUUGCGCACUUUGCUACCGCGCCAUGAGGGAGAAAAACUUAGUAAAGCUGCCAUAUUACAACAAACUGCUGAAUACAUUUAUUCUCUUGAGCAAGAGAAGACGAGACUUCUUUCACAAAACUGUCAAUUAAAGAGAUUGCUGAACCAACAUGAAGGAGGUGAAAUACCAAUUAAGAAAAGAAAAAAUGAAGUUAUACCUGUUCAUGUUCCAUCGAUAAUUCCUGACUCAACUGAUGAUACUCUUACAAGUUCAAUAUCGCCAGAACCAGUCGCUGUAAUAACAGUAUCAAAUAUGUCUCAGAAAAAAGAACCUGAAAAUAGUGAAUUACGUGUGCAGCUUGAACGUGAGCAGCGAUUGCGUCGUUUAUUGGAAGAGAGACUUCAUACUUUGGAGACACAAGUGUACACUGAAUCUGAUAAAGAGCUUCCUGCACCGGUGGUACACUAUGAAGAAACUGACAUUGCUGAGUGUAAGUUGGAAAAAGAAGAGGGUGAAACAAAGCUAGUGGAAGCACCAGUUGCCACUCCUCUAUUAGAAGCAGCAAUUAAAGCUGAACCGAGAGUUGAAGUAGAAGUACUACCAGAUGCUGCUCAUGAUGCUUCGUCACGCUUGUAUCUUGCUAGUACUAGCCGUCAGAAUUUAGAAACAAUAGUAGAGGCCAUCCGUCAUCUAGAGGGAGAUCACUUAUUCAGAGAGGAAACAGGUGAUGCACCACUUGCAUUGACCAAAAAGGUUGACCGUGCGCCCCCUCAAAGACCUGGAGUUAUUGUAGUGAAGCAUUCGUGAUUGCAUUGAACUAGUCUCGGACUUUCAGCUCAAUAAAAGGCUUCUGUUGAAAGAUCCCUCCUGACCCUCCUCGAAUAUAGUUUUGUAAUUUUAGUUGUAUAGUUGUCUUUCCAAAGUGACAAAUUGAUAAGUCUGCGUUUUGUUUAUUUUAACAUAUUGAAGUUAAGUUGAAUAAAAUAUUAAUGUUAGAUGCAUGAUAUGUGACAUAAGUCUAUUGGCGCUGUGCUUAGUUUAGUCUCAAAUAUUACUAUGAUGAAUGAUUAUUAAUUUACUCAGGCUUAUUUUAGAUAAGUAAAUGGACCGAAAAAUGUCUGAAAUUGAGUAAGAAUUGGUAAAAAGGGUAGCAUGUCACUUGCCGAUAUCUUUUUACAAGUAAUACUGAUAAAAUUAAUUUGAAUUGUUGUAAAUAUUAUUUUUAAUUUAAAUUUGUCAAAUGUAACUUUGUUUUUUUUUAUUUUAGCAAUUGUAUUGCUAUAUUUGUCAUUCUGUAUGUAAAGGCUAAUAUGAGCAAUAUUUAAAUCAAAUUGAAACUGGAAAAAUUAUAAUCUUUUUUUCUUCUUAACUAUAAAUAGCAUUGGAUCUGUGUAAAAAGCAAUAAAAAAAUAGAUGAUAGAUGGUUGUUAGCCAUAGAAAAGCAAUAAUAACUGGUUACUUAAUUAUUUACAAGAUUGGAAUAUUUAGUCAUAUAUCAGGAUGCCUAGUAUGUAAAAUGGAUUUCUAAUGUUUUACUUUGUUAACAACAGUUACAUUGGAUUUAUUAUCUCUCAAUUAAGUUUGUUAAAAUGUUUUGUGCUUAUCGUACGAAUCAUUUUUUUUUUUAAUUAAAAAAGCAACCAUUUACUAAUUCUUGAUGCAAUUUGGUUUAAAGGUUUACCUUAGAUAGUUAAGGUAAUGUCAUGCCAAAAUUAACUUGAAAUUUAUGAAAUAAAAUUUUCUUGUCCAGUGUAUGUCCUCUUUAAAAUAAAUUCCAGUGCUUACUUUAAAUUUGAUAUUAGUAGGUUAUUAUUAGUGGCUAUUGUCAACCUUUAGUAAAGCAUUCCAAGUGAUUCAAGUCUCGCUUUAUAAGUAAAUAUACUUACAAAAUGUAGGUUAUGUAUGAAUUAAUCUGGUUAGAUUUUUUGUAUAAAGACUAUAUAUAAUUGCCUUUGAACAUUCUUAAAAUAUUUGGUUUAAUAGGUAGCCAUAUUAAUAUUAUUUUUUGUAUGUAACAAAAAACAAUUUUUUUUAAUUCAUAAUAGAAUCUCAAUGAGAUGAGAUGUAUGCUUGCAAUUUACAUUGCUAAAGAAUUUAUUGCAAACAGCUAUAUAGCGGGUCUGAGCUGUUUUGCAAUUUGGUUACACAAAGACAAAAUAUCUAUUUAAAAAUCAAGUGUGAUCUGUCCUAAUAUAAGGUGAAAUAAAUAUCAUCUAUUUGUUUUUUUUUUCUAUGUUGUGGGAUAUGUACCAGUUAUGGAUUGCCAUAACUAGUAAUUUUUAUAUAUUUAAAAGUAAUUUUAUCAUUUGGUUUGAUGUGCUGAACUUUUUGUUAAAAUCUAACCAGCAGUGCUUUUUGUUAAUAUUUUCUUUAGUAAGUUUGAUAUUUUUAAUUUGACUCAGCAACAGAGUGAUAUACGAUGUAUUAUAUGAAAAAUAGUGCCGUGAUCCUAGAUAUUGGAUCAUUGAAUUUAUUAAGACUGAUCAUUAAUUCAUUAUUAAGUUACGCUAGUUCGAUCCACCAUACUGGUCAUGUUUGUGUGAAUGUGUGCAUUUUUAAUUAUGUAAUAAUUUAUAUGUGUGUAUGAUAUAGUGAUGCUGAAGUCUUUAGUAGGUUUUAAACUGACAGAUUUAUCUGAGAUUCUUAAUUAUGAGCUAGCAAUAAUUGAGUCAAUGUUAUAGGUAAAUAAAAUUAUUGAAAAUAAUAAAUAAAUUUAGAAUCUCUCUAAUUCUGUUAGUUUUCAUAAAUAAGCUUUUUUGUUCCAUGACUGAUUGUAAUUUAUUUUUGCAUGUGUUUCUUACCUUGAAUUAUUAGGGACAGUACUUUAGUUAAUUGCAGAGUAAGCAUAACAAACCAGUGUUUUUUAAUAAGAAAACAUAUUCAUUGAUCAGAUAAUGUAGUUAUUUUUAUGUAAAUAAACUAAGAUACUAAUUACAUAGUAUGAUAAUGAAAUGUGACUUUCUUAUAAUAUUUUUUUAUCUUUGCUGUUAAUUAAACGAGAUCUUUAGAACUAAUUUACACACUCUGUUUCUGAGUCCCUAGUUGUAAGGAGUUGUCUGCCUACCGCCUUUUACAUUAUGUCAGUAUAGGAUAAUAAAAGAAUGUAACAUAACGGACUUGGUUAUACUAUUAGUGUAGUCAAAGUAUCUAGGUGUUAAGAGAUUUUAAGUCAAAGAAAGCAAGUUAAAUUGUUUAAAAUGUGUUAUUAUUUAUGUCUUAAAGUAUUAAAAUGGUUAUUUCUUAUUAAUUAGUUUGUAAAUCGUAAUCUUCAGUAUAUUCAUUACAGCUUUGUUUCUGCGCCCUCGAAAACGAUUAAACGUUUUAUCAUCUUAAAUAAAAUUAUUUCAUAAUUACUACAUUUAGAUCAUGUCUAUAUUUGCGAAAAUAAAUAUAUUGAAUAGUGCUAUUGUAUUAAAAUAAAUAAAUAUAGGUAUAAAGUUUUUGUUGUCAAUCAAAACUUAAUACAUUUUCUACACUCUAUCUCAUGUUCUUUAUUGUUAGAAAUGAAUAUUGUAAUAGCAAUUUAAUAAAUUCCAUAAUACAUACAAUUUUUUAUGCAUUUUUAAAUUAGUAUUUGGUUAAAAUAGAAUUGAUUAUGUUAAAGAAAAUAAAAAUGAGUUUGAAGAGUCAUUUUGUAAUUAGAGAUGGGGUGAAAUAGUAAAUUUUAGUGUACAGUUUGUAAUCCUAAACCACCUGCUUUUAUUAUAAAUAAAUAUUCUAUGUAGUUAUAGGCGCAUUGUAAUAUAUUUUCAUCCAAUCUCUAAUUGACUCAAGUUCCUAUACAUAGAUAGUUAUGAUCAAUAUUUUUUACAGCUCGUAAUAAGGAUAUUAACGAUAAAGUGUAGAAAACUACGCAUGAAUGUUUCCUUUUUGAUAUGAAGAUGGUAAAAAUAUUUCCUCUGAUUUUAAUUGUAUCACAUUUGACCUACAUUUACGAAUAUUUAUAAAAUAUUGAUA